GUGACUUGCACCAUGACUUGCACUAUUCAGCAAGAAUGUCCUUUCGCUUUCCUUGAGGGCGCAUAUGUCGUCUACCGCACCAAUUCCGUGACGCAACCCAUCCAGAUGGAGCAAAAGUUUGACCUUGACUCUGGCGAGCCGCGAAACUCGACGAGGCUGUUUCCCAACAACGCCCACGACCCGUUUUCUCGGUUUUGGAAUAGCGACGAAAAGGGGACGCGGACUCUUUCCUCGGAAGUCUGGGAGCUGCGAUCCAACUACGAGCUCGUCCCCGAAUUGCUCACCUCAAUGCAGCUCUCACGAUUCGGUACCGGUCUUUCAUACGAGAUAAAAACGACCUAUGUAGACUAUGGUGUCGGCGUAAAUUCGUGUCGUCAUGGGCCAAAGCGCGAUGCAGUGGUGAAAUUCGCUGAUGAUGUGCAUACCUUUCUGGUCGGGAAAGGAUUCAAUGUUCCAUGUCUCAUUGUCGAAACGAUGCACUGGCGGUAG
This is a messenger RNA of Mycena indigotica, 489 nucleotides long. RefSeq lists its product as uncharacterized. The coding region runs from base 13 to 489 and encodes 158 amino acids. The transcript has a single exon. The record is from RefSeq and is a predicted model, not a curated record. NCBI's taxonomy places the organism in Eukaryota, Fungi, Basidiomycota, Agaricomycetes, Agaricales, Mycenaceae.